AUGGGGAGUAAAAAAGAUUCAAAAUCGGCGAUGAAAGAGGUGUUCGAAUAUUGGAUAUGGAAGCAACCAAUGUUGCUGAAGGUCUUCCUUGCAGUAAUGGCGUUGGUGUUAUCUUUCACCGCAAUGAAGCUCAUACUGAAAGACAACAAUCACUUCUUUAUUGCCUCCGAGCUCACCCACGCCACUGGGAUUGUUGCUUUGAUUUACAAGCUUACUACCAAGAGGACAUGUUCUGGCCUUUCGUUGAAGUCUCAAGAACUCACGGCGAUGUUUUUAGCAGUAAGAGUAGUGUGCAGCUUCAUGCUGGAAGGUGACAUCCAUACACUGCUGGAUUUAGCCACCUUCGUUUUCACUGCAUGGCUUAUAUUCAUGAUUCGGUCCAACCUCAAGUCUACCUACAUCAAGGACCUUGAUAAUUUUCCCCUCUACAGUAUGGUGGUGCCCUGUGCCAUACUUGCUGUGCUAAUCCACCCACGCGGUUCUGAUAUGUACAUCAGUCGUCUUCUUUGGGCCUUUUGUGUUUAUUUGGAAGCUGUUUCAGUUACGCCACAGCUUCGCAUGAUGCAGAAUGCAAAGAUGAUCGAACCGGUUACGGCCCAUUAUGUGUUUGCACUUGGUGUUGCCAGGUUCCUCUCCUGCGCUAAUUGGAUUAUCCAGGUCUAUGAGACAGGAGGGACUUAUCUGUUCUUGGUCGGGUAUGGUUACUUGUGGUUCCCCAUGGCCAUCCUCGCAGAAAUUGUCCAAACAUUCAUCUUGGUUGACUUUUGUUACUAUUAUAUCAAGAGCUUUAUGCAGGGCCAACUAAUAAUCAGGAUGCCAGUUUAGAAAAUUUGAAAUUAAUGUUAGGCAAUGUAAUGGACAAACAAAUGACUUAAGUUCAUCUGUUUUGAAGCUUAAUU
Messenger RNA from Hibiscus syriacus, 899 nucleotides. Its product is annotated as ER lumen protein-retaining receptor erd-2.2-like. The record is from RefSeq and is a predicted model, not a curated record. The coding region runs from base 1 to 825 and encodes 274 amino acids. NCBI's taxonomy places the organism in Eukaryota, Viridiplantae, Streptophyta, Magnoliopsida, Malvales, Malvaceae. Gene Ontology annotation, cellular component: membrane. Gene Ontology annotation, molecular function: ER lumen protein retrieval receptor activity. The transcript has 6 exons. Gene Ontology annotation, biological process: protein retention in ER lumen.